GCACAGGAAGUGGGGGGGCGGGGACAGGGAGGGACAGUGCGGCCGGGACAGAGCGGGGCCCGGAACGGCCGCCCGGCCAGGGCGCAGCCUGCAGGCUGGACCGGCCCCACCUCGGCCGCGGCGCUCGUCGCUCCGUCCUCGCCCCGCGGCGCAGGACCCUGUGGCCACUCAGCAUGUCCCACCGGCACUCGGACAGCUCCUUGGAGGAGAAGCUCCUGGAAUACCGCUUCCCCCCGGAGCUGCGGCUCGAUCCCAAGGGGAACCCAGCGUGCGGGCUCCCGAUGGUCCGGGGCUCCCUGCGAGACAGGGACAAUGCCUCCUCCCCGCCUGAAACCCCACCGUGCCCACCUCCCUCACCUCCGUCCUCCGAAGGCGAGACGCCGCGGGCCGUCGUCCUGAGCACGCAGAGCCCCGCAGCCCUCAAGCUGGGCACUCAGCAGCUGAUCCCCAGGAGCCUGGCUGUGUCGAGCAAGGCCAAGACCCCGGCCCGCCACCAGAGCUUCGGGGCGGCCAUGCUCAGCAAGGAGGCCGCCCGGCGGGACCCCCGGCUCCUCUCGGCCCCCAGCUUCUCCCUGGACGACAUGGACAUGGACACGGGCCCCGGGGGGAUGCUUAGACGAAACCUGCGGAACCAAUCCUACCGGGCGGCCAUGAAGGGCCUGGGAAUGCCGGGCAGCGAGGGGGGCCCCGUCAAGCUCAGCCCCAAGCUCCAGGCUCUGGCCGAGGAGCCCAGCCAGCCUCCUGCUCGGUGUCCAGCCAAAAAUAAGAAGACGCUGGGGCGGAAACGUGCACACAAGGGCUCCUUCAAGGACGACCCACGGUUCUACCAGGAGAUCCGGGAGCGGGGCCUAAACACCAGCCAAGAGUCAGACGACGAGCUCUCCAGCCCAGAGGGGACUCAGAAGGCGGACAUCCCCAUCGUGGUCAAGAGCUACCGGCCCCCCCAGGUCACCUGGAGCCAGCUCCCUGAGGUGGUGGAGUCGGGCAUCUUGGACCAGCUGCCGGCCGAGGAGCGCAAGAGGCAGGAGGCCAUCUUCGAGAUCCUCACAUCGGAGUUCUCCUACCAGCACAGCCUGGGCAUUCUGGUGGCCGAGUUCCUGCAGUCCAGAGCGCUGCGGGCAACCAUGACCCAGAUGGAACACCACCACCUCUUCUCCAACAUCCUGGACGUCCUGGGCGCCAGUCGGAAGUUCUUCGAGGACCUGGAGCGGCGGCACAAGGCGCAGGUAUGCGUGGAGGACAUCAGCGACAUCCUGGAGGAGCACGCCGAGAAGCACUUCCACCCCUACAUUGCCUACUGCUCCAAUGAGGUCUACCAGCAGCGCGCCCUGCAGAAGCUGACAAGCAGCAAUGCCGCCUUCCGAGAGGUCCUGAGGGAGAUCGAGAGGCGGCCGGCGUGCGGGGGCCUGCCCAUGAUCUCCUUCCUGAUCCUGCCCAUGCAGCGGGUGACCCGGCUGCCCCUCCUGACGGACACACUCUGCCUCAAGACCCAGGGCCACCCCGAGAGGUACAAAGCCGCCAGCCGCGCACUGAAGGCCAUCAGCAAGCUGGUGAAGCAGUGCAAUGAAGGGGCGCACAAGAUGGAGCGCAUGGAGCAGAUGUACAUGCUGCACACCCAGCUGGACUUCAGCAAGGUCAAGUCCCUCCCGCUCAUCUCGGCCUCCCGCUGGCUGCUGAAGCGCGGGGAGCUCUUCCUGAUGGAGGAGACCGGGCUUUUCCGAAAACUCGCCAGCCGGCCGACCUGCUACCUGUUCCUCUUCAAUGAUGUCCUGGUGGUCACCAAGAAGAAGAGUGAGGACAGCUUCGUGGUCCAGGACUAUGCCCAGGUGGACCACAUCCAGGUUCAGAAGAUGGAGCCCUCGGAGUCCCCCCUGCCCGGCGGUGGCGGCCGCAGCUCCUCCGUGCCCCACCUCUUCCAGGUCACCCUGCUGCACAACAGCGAGGGCCGCCAGGAGAAGAUCCUGCUGUCCUGCGAGUCCGCGAGUGACCGGGCCCGGUGGAUCACGGCGCUCACACACAGGGAGAGGCAGGGGCAGGGCCCCACCAACAAAGGAGAUCUGCUCCAGGUGGAGAUCACCAAGGCCUACUUGGCCAAGCAGGUGGAUGAGAUCAUGCUGCAGCAGGCGGAUGUGGUCCUGAUCCUGGAGCAGGAGGACGGAUGGUUCUACGGCGAGAGACUGCGGGAUGGAGAGACGGGCUGGUUCCCCGAGGACUUUGCCCGGAGCAUCACCAGCCGUGUGACCGUGGAGGGCAAUGUGCGCAGGAUGGAGCGGCUGCGGGUGGAGACAGAUGUGUAGCCAGGACGUGCACCUCGGGAGGCCAGGCUGCCAUGGCAGCAGCUGCGGUUCCUACUCCAGCAAGCAGCUGUGUCCAGCUCCAAAGAGCGUGGUGGGCUUGUCCCAGGAGACUCAACCAUCCCUGGGUCUCCCCAAGGCCCCCUGGGCUACAGCGCUGGCUCCAGACACUUCCAAGGAGGAACAUGGUACUUGCCUCUGGGGACUGACCCCAGCAGAAGUCCUGGGAGGAGCCCAGACAGGCCGGCCCCUCCUAUAGGCCCUGCCCCGCCCCAGCUCCCAGCCGCCCCGCCCCUGCCCUCCUGUGUACAUGCAGGGCAGUCGUGCCUGGCUGACGUGAUGGAGGGUGGAGAACCAACCGUGGGAUGACGUGGGCUGUCUCCCUCCCGCGCCCCUCCUGCCUCAGCGUGGGACGACGAGGGCCUCGAGUGCCCAGGGCUGCCCCACGUUCCAAGAAGGGCAGGAAAUGGCCAUGCAGUGCCAGCGCUGAAAUUGUGACGUUAAGGUUUCUGGAGACAUUAAAGCGUUUGUUUAACACCUGGAUUUCCACAGCAAAUCUGAGUUCAGGUGAAGGCCACGUGAGUCCCCACAAAAUUCCCGAGGUGCUAUGGGCCUGGACUGGCCCCAUGAGUGUGGUCACCUGUGCUGGGUCCUGGGGACUUGUCCAGGCCCUCAUACAAGGUCACCCCAUGCUUGACCUUGGCCCACCUGUCAUGGGCAAGGCCAGUGGGUCUGGGAACUUGACAUAGCAGAGCCUGUGGGGACCCCUCUGGGGUGUCCUCCCAGCCCCCACCUCCCUCAUGCCCCCACUGUGGCCCAGCCCAUCUGCCCCCCCAGGACCAGGGACAUGCAGGUGGGGCGCAGCAGGCUGGUCGGCUGACCUGGGCUGGGGAGGUAUCCUGCUUCCCAGGGGAGGGUGACAGUGUGCCUGGGUGGGAGGCGCUGCUGGGCCACGCACGAGGAUGGGGCCUGCUCCCCGGAAGUGUCCCCUGCCCCCCCGCCAGCCCUCCCACUUCCCAUGCCGGGUGCCCCUCUUGGCUUGGGCGGUGCUGUCCUUGGGAUGGGGGCUCCCAGCAUUCACCUGAGAAUCUGCCUGGACCCCACUGUGGCUGGGCUGCUUCAUGAAAGCCAGGGGUGCUGCUCCCCAGAAGUGGGUGAUUCGGGAGGCCUGCCCCCUGCUCCUCCAGCCCUGGGGCCAGCAGGGAGGAGUGGAGGAAGGAGUGGAGCUCUGGGCACUGCCCGCUGGACCAGGUGGUGGAGGGAGGUUGGCACCAGGAGGAGGGGGCAGCUCCUCCCCAUUGACCUCCAAGGCCUCAGGCAGCCAGAAAGGUCAGGCCUAGGUCAGAGCCAAGUGGGGCUGUCCUGGGCAGGGGUUCCGCAGGAUGGGGGAUGGGACAGGGCCAGGCUCAGGGAAAAAGGCAUGGUCUGGGGACUUGGGCCACCGGAGACCAGGCCCAGCUUCCCCCACUGCCUGGACGGGUGGAAAUCGCCCACCUGUGAGUUGAGUUAACUCCCUGCUCUAAUCCUGGAGCUGCUGUGGGGCCAGCUGGCGGCCGGGGCGGGGCUGCGUGCGCAGGGGUGUGUGUGUGUGCAGGUGUGUGUGCAUGCAUGUGCAUGUGUGCGUCAGGCACGAGCCAGGGGGCAGCAUCUUUGUGUAAGCCUGGCUACCCCAGGACUAGCUCCUUUGUCCUCACCAAUGACCCCCGAGACCCUCCCCGGGGAGGGCAGGGUGGCCCAGCGUCCCAUCCUCUGCCAGGUUAAGUUCUCUGUUAAAGGAGCAAAGAGGGUUUGGGAAAGCCCUGAGGCCAUGUCCUCGCUUUUGUGACCUGGGCAGGGCAUGACCUUAAUUAAGGCCCUUUCCUUCAUAAGCAAGGAGUAAGAACGCUUGGCCUGGAGAAAGGCCGUCCCAGGACUGGAAGUGGGGCUGCCAUGGGGGCGGGGCUGUUGGGGGUGGCCGGCUCCACCUGGGGAGGGCCAGACCGGGCCAGCUGAGGAGGAGAACCCUUGCAAGCAGGAUCGGGAAGCACAGGUCCGGCUGCGGGAGGCCUGGUCAGAGGCGGUGAGGAGAGGAAGGCUGGGGCGUGCUCCACUCCCUUCUCCCAGCAUGGGUGCCUGCUGGAGCCCCCUCAAGGGGCUACUGCUCAGCCUGGGGUCCAGCCCCAAGGGGCACAGGUGUUGUGACCCCUCAGGCAUGGCAGGGCUAGCUGGAGGGCUAAAGGGUGCUCUGACCUGCCUGCUUGCCGAGCUGGCCCUCUUAGGAGAGCAGAUGUCCUCAGUGUUGGUGCCCAGGUGGCACUCACCCUCCCCCAGAUAACAGGGCUCCUGUGGAGGACCCUGCCCCACCUGCUCUACUGGGGAGGGGUCACCAGCACCAGAGGCAGGCCCCAGGUCUCAGGAGGCAUGGCCUGUCUAGCCCAGCCCCUCCUCCCAGCCACUGCACUGCUCCUCCUGUUGCAGGUGAGGAAACUGAGGCCCAAAGGCCCUGUGCCCAUUGCUGGCCAGUGGGCUGGUAGGGGGACAGCAAGGCUUCCUAGGAUACCAGGCAACCCCAGCAAGGCCCAUCCAGAGCAGGAUCCAGUGGGACCAGAUGCCGAGGAGACCCAGCCCCCACUUGGCCUGGGGCACCUGUGGGGAGGUGUCUGCAAGGCCCUGGGGAAUGGGGAGCUGGUGCCAGGGCCUUGGGGCGGAGCCACUUCCCCAGAGCCACCCAGGCACCUCAGUGCCCAGCCCCCAGUGGGCACCCCCCACCCUCCCUGGGGAGGUGGGCGUGAGGGGGUGUGGUCCACCGGAGUGCAGGAGGCCAGGCGUGAGCGGUCACACAGCCGGGCAGCCCACCCGUUCCCCUGUCCGGUGGAGCAGCAGGCGAGGAGCCUCGCCUCGCCCGCUGCUCCACACCACCCUCCAGAGUGUGCUGUACAUCCUGGAACCCGUGGGCGUCCCUGUAAACUAGUGUCCUCUUAUGGGGGCUACCUAAUUUACGUAAAGGGUAUGUGCUCAUGUGACCUUAAUUCUCAUCUCACUCAACAUGGAUUUUAGGAUCUCUCUCUGCCACUGUAUGCACACCUGGCUCACUACUUCCAGCCACUCUGGAACAUUCCAGGGCCUCCACACCCCCCCCCUUACCGCCCCCUGGUGGCCGGCAGGGGCACUGCAGCCCAGCCCUCAGGAUUCGAUUCCAUUGCCCCCAACCCCCAGGCUGUCCACAGUGGGACCCCAGCAGUACAUUCCCCAUGCCUCCCUUAGAGCCCUCGGACUCCACUUCUGUCCCUUGGGAGUAAAGCCGUCUCCCAGUGCUGGGACGUGCGGAUCUCAGCUUCUCCGUCCAGCCCCUCGCUGGCCGUGGGGCGUCCAUGAAUUCUGCUCACUUCCUCACCACCCUUUGCUAUUUGUCGCCGUUCCUGACAUCAGACCCUCAUCCGUGUCAGAUAUCCCGAACUGCCCACCAGUUGUGACCUGCCUACCCCAUCACUGGGCCUCUCAUUGAACGUGGGGUUGCAUCAGAUUUGAAGACAGCCGAGGCAAUGUCUUCACUCCCGGGCCCUGUUCAGGUUGUCCACUCUCUUGAAGACUUCGUGCAUCCUUUUGCCAGACAGAUUCCCAGAUGUUUCUGGGUUUUGUUGCCAUGCCAAACGGUAUCUUACUAUGUAUUCUGUUUUCUGGUGGGUUAUUACUGGUGUUGAAAAACUAUUGAUUUUUAUAGGCUUUAUUCCACAUCUGAUGGGAUCUGUAUGAGUUUGCCGCCCACCCUGCUGGAUCCUUACAGUAUGCUCAUUUGUCUGCGGGCCCAUCAGCCCCCUAUCCCGAGAGUCCUCCCCCUGAAAGCAGGGCCGGUGGUCUCUUCCCUGCAGGGCCCCCCACCACUGCUUGUCUCUUGCUCAGCUGACAGUGGCCUGGGGUGUCCCGAGCACUGCUGGGCUGGGGGAGGAGUGACGAUACCCACAUCUUCCAAUCCUUGAUCUGAAGGGGGUUUACUCAUCCAUUCCACAGGACCCCACCCAGGUCCUGCCCGGGUGGUCCAGCAUGCGGGAAGCAGGGUCCCCACCUCCUAGAUUUUGCAUUCUGGUGUGGAAGGACAGCCAAACAGAGAUCUGGGCUAUAACGUCAGGGCCGUAGAGAUCAAUAACCCCAGGAGAAGAACGAGCAGGACCCCACAUGGUGCAUUAGGUGGCAAGGCAGGCCCUGGGGUGGCUUCACGUGGACAGACUUGAAUCCAUUGGUUUCUCCAUUAAACUUGCAGUAGACUCUUGGCACAAAAGCAUCGUCAAGAAACUUGUCUCUGUACCUAGUUUUCCAAGAAUUUGUAUCCUGCAUCGAUGUCGAAUGCUUCCUGCUUCAACCAAUCAUCUGAUUUCUCACCCAAAUACUGACACAUUUUCCAAUGUUAAACUGUCCUUACGUUUCCAUCAUGGCCAAUUCCCCUUGGAUCAAGUGGAUAUUAUUUUUAAGAUAUUUUUAUUUGAGUAGCUAAUACUUAGGAUUUUUGCAUACAUGUAAUGAGUCUGUAAUUUUCUUGUACUGCCCCAACAUCUGGUUUUAGAACAAAAUUGAUCUUGGCUUCAUGGAAUGAGUAGAGUUGCUUUUCCUCUAUUUAAAGUUUCUGGAAGAACUUACAUUGGACAAGUUCACGGUGUCUUGAAAGUCCAGCAUGACCACCUACGCCAGCACCUGCCCCAGGCAUCACUGGGGACGAUGGCAGAGGAGGAGGGGGGGAGCCUGCAUCACUGUUUGCAUUUACCUAAGUUAUUGGUUUAUCCAAGUUUUUUAUUUCUACCUACACCAAUCCUGGCA
This is a messenger RNA of Equus quagga, 7082 nucleotides long. It is a transcript of the gene ARHGEF16, whose product is annotated as Rho guanine nucleotide exchange factor 16. Gene Ontology annotation, biological process: activation of GTPase activity. Gene Ontology annotation, molecular function: protein binding; guanyl-nucleotide exchange factor activity. The transcript is spliced from 15 exons. The record is from RefSeq and is a predicted model, not a curated record. Lineage: Eukaryota; Metazoa; Chordata; Mammalia; Perissodactyla; Equidae. The coding region runs from base 174 to 2297 and encodes 707 amino acids.